UCGUCUAACAAAUCGUUAUUUAAUUCGUUCCGUUUACUUUCUAUUUUUCUAAGAAAUUCUAAUUCUAACAAUUGUCCUUUCAAUAUUUCAUUGUUUUCGACUAGGAAUUUUUCAAUCUGAUUUAAUUUCAUUUGCAGUUCAUCGUUCUCUUUACUAUGUGGAAUGCGGACAAUGAUAUCUUUCAUUUCUUGAAUCUGUAAUUCCCAAUUUUUUUUCUUAGGACUAUUGUCUUUUUUGUUAUGUAAUCUUUUAUCGAGAUCUACGGUUGUUUGUAAAUAGAGUUGAUCUUUAAGAUAGUCAAAAUGAGAGCUAAUGUUUGACAAUUUUUGUAAACAUUGCUUGAAUGAUAUGUAGUUUAUUGUAAAAUUGGUUGUAUCAAUUGGCCUAUAAGAAGACACUUCUUUUAGACCUCUCUCUUUUGAGAAAAAUUGGCUUAAUUCACAAAGAAGGUUACUACGUUGUAAAUUGAUGUUUUCAAGCUGUUCAACAAUGUUCUUGUAAUUCGAAAAUAAUGGAUUUAGAUCUUCUUUUAAAGUUGACUCAACUUGAAAGUUUUCAGAGUUAUACAUAUCACACGUAUUAUUCAGCAUACUUGGACCUUCGUAGCAUGUAAUUAGCGAAUUAAAAUUUUCUUUUAACCGAUUGAUACCAACGACAAUAGAUUUUGAAUGUUGCGCUAAAUUUUGUAAAAAUUCUUCGACUUGAUUAGUUUCCUUUCCAAAUUUAAUACGCAUAUUCCAUAAAUCUAUAAUUUCUUCUGAACUAUCUUCGCCGGAAGUUAAAUCAAUUGAACUUUUUAUCUUUGGAAUAUUAUUAAGUUUCAUAGAGAUAGAUAAAGGCCUCUUAUUCAAUUGCAAUAUUCUUUAAUAAUACAAUUCAAUGGAGGAAAUUUUCAAUAAAUCAACCCAUUACUUUUCAUUUGAAUUUGAAUUCUAAACAUGUGUAUUAAAAACAUCACAAUAUAGACAUGUUUAUACAAAACUAUAACGUUCAAACAGAUUGUUUAAUCGUACAGGCUUUACAUAUCUUCUCCUAUUGUUUGAUUUGAAAGGAUAAAGAUGACUGAUAAAAAGUCUUAUAAUGCUGCAAAAAAUAAAAUACGGGAUAUACAAACAAAACAUCCAAUUAAAAGUUUACAAGACACUGAAAAACAAGAUUUUUCUCUCGAAGAGAAUGAAGAAAGGGGAAAUUGGAUUGGAAGAGCAGAUUUUGUUUUAGCUGCAAUAGGAUGUGUUAUUGGUUUAGGUAAUAUUUGGCAGUUUCCUUAUAUGUGCUACAAACAUGGUGGAUGUUAGUAUCUUCAAUAAUAAUUAAACAUUAACAUAAGUUCUCUCUCAAUAUAUAUAAUUAUUGUAGUUGCAUUUCUUAUUACGUAUUGCGUGUCCUUAAUAUUCGUGGGUAUUCCUAUGUUCUACUUGGAAUUAAAUUUAGGUCAGUUUACUAGUAGUAGUAUGCUGACUUGUUGGACUUACUUACCGAUCAUGAAAGGUGUUGGUUUCUGUAUGAUUAUGUUACUCUGCAUAACAUCAAUAUAUUAUAUGAGUAUUAUUACAUGGGGACUUUGGUAUUUUGGAUAUAGUAUAGUUUAUAGAUCAGAGUCAAAAUGGACAAGAUGCGAUAAUGAAUGGAAUACACCACAUUGUAUUCUUUUAAUUAUGAAAGAUGAAGCCAAAUUAUGCCUAAAUGAAACAGUCAAAGCAAUGUAUAAUACUUCAGUCAAUCUUGCCAAUGGUCGUUGUUACGGAUCAAGAAAUUUAACCUUCGGUGGGGAAACUAAAUUAUAUCAUUCAGUUCCUUUAGGAGAUCUUGACAAAAGCGUCUAUAAUAUUUCUCAUGAUUCUCAUAUUUUUAAAUGGACUCUUCCAACUGAAGAAUUCUUUUAUUCAAGGUUGACAAAAUCGACAGACUACGAUAUGAACAAAUUUGGAACAAUCCAAUGGGAAUUAGCUGUCUGUAGUGGAAUUUUAUGGAUUCUAUCUUUUUUAGCAAUAAUUAAAGGGAUGAAGUAUUAUGGAAAGAUUGUCUACUUUACAAAUUUUGCAAAAUGUACUUUGCUUUUAUCGUUACUGUUACGAGGUCUUUUGUUGAAAGGUCGAGAAGAAGGAUUAAAAGUCUUGUAUGAUGAGUUUAAUAUUAAUCAAUUACUUGGAUCUGAAAUUUGGGUUGAUUCGGUGAAGCAAACAAUAUUUUCUCUUGGACUUUGCGAGGGUACACUUAUAACUUUGGCUAGUUUUAAUCGAUUUCAUAAUGAGACGUUAAAGGAUACAAUUCUUGUUACCCUAACCAAUCAUAUAUUUUCAAUAUUGUGUGGCUUGACAGUAUUUUCUUUUUUUGGGGAAGCGUUGAGGUUGGCAGUUGAUAGCACUGACGAUGUUUUCCUUCUGGAACACUCAAUUGACUUCCUAUUUAUAGUCGUACCAUUUAUAAUUUCUUACAUUCCUGCAUCAGCUUCGUGGACUUCGGUUUUGUUCCUAUUGAUUUUAUUUCUUGGUAUAGAUACUAGCUUAGCCUAUGUUAAUUCAAUAAAAAGUUCCUUAUACGAUCUAAAUCCAAAUUACUUUCGAAAAAGAAAUAUAAGGUUAUCAUUUGGCCUUUGUUUUAUAUUUUUCUUGUUGGGAUUACCUUUGUGUUGCAAUGGUGGUCUAUACUUGACGUAUCUAUUGGAUAUCUUUACAAAAAAUUGGAUUAAAUAUAUUCUAUGCUUCCUGGAGUGUAUUUCUAUUGUUUACAUUUAUGGCGUAACUAGAUUCACCGAGGACGUUGGACUUAUGAUAGGAUCUAAGAAAGUUUGCUUUAUAUGUAAUUGGUCUUGCUCUAAAUAUUGGUGGAUUAUUACCUGGGGUGUUAUUACACCAAUCUCCGCUAUCUUUGUGUUUGUUUUUGAAGCUGUAGAGUACGAAUCAUUCUUUCGCCUUGACUACUAUUAUCCUAAAUGGUCGGAAGUUUUAGGAUGGUUAAUAGCAAUAUCUGGAGGUUUAGUUCUAAUUGGUUAUGGUGCUUUUAAACUGGUACAGAAUCUUUUAAAAAAAGAUAUAGGAAGUUCUUUUAGACCUAGCAAGCAAUGGGGACCGUAUUUACUAAAGCAUAGGUUACAAGUUGUUUACGCUCAAGACUUUUGUCUAGAUCCGCAUAAUGUUGGUGUCGAUUUUGUCGAUUUGUUAAAGUCUAAAAUCUCAAAUAAUUCAUCGAAAGUCUAAUAUCGGAAAAUUGCCAUAUUUAGCCAGAUUUGCUCAUUUUAUUAUGACUGAAGACGUCCAUUUUAAAGUACAUUUUUUUUAGUUACCUCAUCUAAUCACAGAUUUUUUUUUAAAAGAAAUCAAAACAUGAACAUCUUUAAAAUACAAAUUAUUGAUGUUAAAAAUUAAAUGACCUCUUUUUUUUUUACCAUUUUCC
Dimorphilus gyrociliatus is the source of this 3393-nucleotide messenger RNA. The record is from the annotation of a GenBank genome assembly. Lineage: Eukaryota; Metazoa; Annelida; Polychaeta; Dinophilidae.